UGCUUGCUGGUUGAUGGUUGUCUUCUUAGCCUAUUUGGAAUGGCCACCGUCUAGAAUGACCUCUACGGCUGGGUGAAUUAUGGAAUUGUGGUGCUAGCUUUUGGAUAUUUUAGAAUUGGAUUCCCUUACUGGUUAUCUUAUGCCUUAGGAUUUUUAUGUUUUGGGUUCGAUGUGUUGUUUUUUUAGUAUGGGCUUGGGGUCUUAUUUGUUUUCGGCUUUGAUCCUUAUUGUAAUGCCUGGCCUAUAAUGUCGAAAGCAGGCUUUGCUUUGUUCAGACUUUAAUGUCGAAGUUCAAAUAUCUGAAUCCAUGAUCCGACCCAAUCCGGGUCCAUCAACGUCGUCGGGAAGUAAAAGAGCUAAAACAACGACAAAAAGGAGAAAACUGAAUACGCUCCUAGGGGUUUAACAAAAAAAGGGAGCUGGACGUGGCAAACUGCACGCUAAAAGCAUUGACACAGUAGCUGCAAAUGGUUUCUCUAUGGACUUGGUUGCGAUACAUAACUCACAAGUUCGACUAUUCGGUCUCUCUCAUCUGGGCGGUCCUUCUCUUGCACUCUUUUCCUCCCUUUAUCUCUAUUUCCGUUCUCUUUCAAUAUCUAUGUAGAUUUCAUUGUUCAGGAUUUCUUGUUUCGGAUGGGAUUGGUUCAUUGGUUCUAUUGUGUUUGGCUGUAUCGGUAAUUUGGUGUCUGGAAUUUGCAUUUGGGGUUCUUUCCUUUAUGUGGGUUUGGCUUCUGCAAGUGUAAAACCUUUUCUUAGAAAUUAGAACAAACCUUUCCUUUUUGGGAAAGAGCGCUAGGGGGAUUUUUUUCAGGUGUAGAUGGUUCUGUUGACAUUGAUGAGGGCAUAGUUUAUCUCUGCUUGCUGUUGUUAUCAAAUGCAAGUUGUAAGUUUUCAACUUGAAACUAUAAUGGGCAAUUGGUCAUUGAUGUUUAAUGAGGUUCCUCAGACUUGUUGGCACAUACUCAAUACCUGAUGCUCACCAGUUCUCUAGACAUAACAGUGGUCAAAUCAGUGACAGAGGAGUUGGUAAUGCAAUCCUGAAAAUUAUAUUUCAGGAGAGGUUGACAUAUUUACACUGGAAUAAAGGACAAGAAAUGGGUCCAACAAUAGGAGAUCAAGGGGGAACUCUUCUUGUUCGGAAAUUAGUAGAUCCAUUGGCUGCUUUUGUUGGAGAUGUAGUGGUUUUGAAGGAUCCUAAGAAUUCAGAAAGCUAUCUGGUCAGAAGGUUAGCUGCAAGUGAAGGGCAUGAAAUGGUGUCUAAUGAUGGAAAGGAUGAACCUUUUGUUCUUGAGAAGGAUCAGUGUUGGGUUUUGGCUGACAAUGAGAAGUUGAAGCCCACGGAAGCAAACGACAGUCGAAUAUUUGGUCCAGUUCCCAUGUCAGACAUAGUUGGCCGGGUAAUAUAUUGUCUACGAACACCUGUGGAUCAUGGUCCUGUUCAGAACAGUCAUUUCAGUAUGCGCGUUGAUUCGCCGGUAUUGGAAGUGGAACUGGAUGUGGAGGAAAUGGCAAAAAAUCACAAAGCAUAGACUAUGCACAUCAACAGCUCAAAACUAAUUUGGUCUGUAUAAUUAUUUUGUUUUCUCUUUUCUCAUUACGGAUGCACUUUUGGUUUGAAGUGCAAAAGAAAAAUAAAAAUUCAAAAGUGUAGGUUUUUCUGAGGGCUGCAUGAAUAUGGUUAAAUUUGGCCAGGUGCGGCAACUGAGUAACUGGCUGAAAAGCAUGAAGGCGGCCCUGGUUCAAUUCUGAGUUCUCAAACUUAACAUUGCAUCGGAAUAGGUCGAGGAAAUCUGUUAUGAUCAAAAAAUUAAAUUGAAUUGUUCUACUUUCAUUUUUCCGUUAA
Messenger RNA from Hevea brasiliensis (rubber tree), 1843 nucleotides. RefSeq names its product mitochondrial ATP-independent inner membrane protease subunit 2. NCBI's taxonomy places the organism in Eukaryota, Viridiplantae, Streptophyta, Magnoliopsida, Malpighiales, Euphorbiaceae. The transcript is spliced from 6 exons. The record is from RefSeq and is a predicted model, not a curated record. Bases 933 to 1529 code for a protein of 198 amino acids. Gene Ontology annotation, molecular function: serine-type endopeptidase activity.